Messenger RNA from Cebus imitator (Panamanian white-faced capuchin), 2370 nucleotides. RefSeq names its product somatostatin receptor 4 (gene SSTR4). Gene Ontology annotation, cellular component: membrane; neuron projection. Lineage: Eukaryota; Metazoa; Chordata; Mammalia; Primates; Cebidae. Gene Ontology annotation, molecular function: somatostatin receptor activity; neuropeptide binding. The transcript has a single exon. The record is from RefSeq and is a predicted model, not a curated record. Gene Ontology annotation, biological process: neuropeptide signaling pathway; cellular response to glucocorticoid stimulus. The coding region runs from base 167 to 1333 and encodes 388 amino acids.
GCGGCUCUGGGAUUGGCGGGCGCUCCGCGGUUCUCGCAGCUCUUCAGCGGAGCUGGGAAGAGCCGCGCGUCUGCGCACCAGCCCCCGCCCGGGGCCCGCCGCCCGCGCUCUCUCGCGCAGCGCUAGCUUCCCCGCGCUCCGCAGUCCAGCACCGACACCCCUGGGCAUGAGCGCCCCCUCGACGCUGCCCCCUGGGGGCGAGGAAGGGCUGGACACUGCCUGGCCCCCCGCAGCCAACGCCAGCAGCGCCCCGGCGGAGGAGGAAGAGGUGGUGGCGGGGCGCGGGGGCGCAGGGACGGCGGGCAUGGUUGCCAUCCAGUGCAUCUACGCGCUGGUUUGCCUGGUGGGGCUGGUGGGCAACGCCCUGGUCAUCUUCGUGAUCCUUCGCUACGCCAAGAUGAAGACGGCUACCAACAUCUACCUGCUCAACCUGGCGGUCGCCGACGAGCUCUUCAUGCUGAGCGUGCCCUUCGUGGCCUCGUCGGCCGCCCUGCGCCACUGGCCCUUCGGCUCCGUGCUGUGCCGCGCGGUGCUCAGCGUCGACGGCCUCAACAUGUUCACCAGCGUCUUCUGUCUCACGGUGCUCAGCGUGGACCGCUACGUAGCCGUGGUGCACCCUCUGCGCGCGGCGACCUAUCGGCGGCCCAGUGUGGCCAAGCUUAUCAACCUGGGCGUGUGGCUGGCUGCCCUGCUGGUCACUCUCCCCAUCGCCAUCUUCGCAGACACCAGACCAGCUCGCGGCGGCCAGGCCGUGGCCUGCAACCUGCACUGGCCACACCCGGCCUGGUCGGCAGUCUUCGUGGUCUACACUUUCCUGCUGGGCUUCCUGUUGCCCGUGCUGGCCAUCGGCCUGUGCUACCUGCUCAUCGUGGGCAAGAUGCGCGCCGUGGCCCUGCGCGCUGGCUGGCAGCAGCGCAGGCGCUCUGAGAAGAAGAUCACCAGGCUGGUGCUGAUGGUCGUGGCCGUCUUUGUGCUCUGUUGGAUGCCCUUCUAUGUGGUGCAGCUGCUGAACCUCUUCGUGACCAGCCUCGAUGCCACCGUCAACCACGUGUCCCUCAUCCUCAGCUAUGCCAACAGCUGCGCCAACCCCAUUCUCUACGGUUUCCUCUCCGACAACUUCCGCCGAUCCUUCCAGCGAGUUCUGUGCCUGCGCUGCUGCCUCCUGGAAGGAGCUGGCGGGGCUGAGGAGGAGCCCCUGGACUACUAUGCCACUGCUCUCAAGAGCAGAGGUGGGGCAGGGUGCAUGUGCCCCCCGCUUCCCUGCCAGCAGGAGCCCCUGCAACCAGAACCCAGCCGCAAGCGCAUUCCCUUCACCGGGACCACCACCUUCUGAAGAGUCCUCCCCCAACCCGCCCUGCAUGGCCACCUCUCAAGGGGCCGGCACCAUUCCUACAGCCCCGAAAACUGCAUCUCCUGGAUGCUCACCUAAGCUCCACCACCUGUUCCUUCCAGCAGCGCAUGUGCCGGCUGGGGAGUGUCAGAAGUCUGCUGCUGCUCUCCUCUCCCCAGCACUCUGGCUUUCAGAAGGAUGCUUUGGGUAGGACUCCUUGGGAACUGGGCUAGGAUAUUAAUAAUUCCUGAACCUCUGGCUGUUCUUCAAGGGCUGGGAAGCAGGAGGUGGUGAGAAAUGAAUGGCCCCUGUGUGUGACUCGUCACAGCCGCUGCUUUGGAGAGAACUUAAGAGGGUGAAGGCAGGUAGCACCCUUCCUCGCUGCAGACGCUCUGCCUUGUGGUGGGAGAACAGCUUGCACAGAAAAGAGGAGGAGGAAGAUGCCCGCAAGUACCUGUCCUCUGUGUCUCUUCCUGGGCUCUUGUUGCUACGUGAGACUUAUGUCAACAGAGUGGGACACUUGCUUCUCUUCCCCCUCACUCCCCACCUGGGGAAAAUACCUGCUUGCUGUCCCAAGUGCCUCCCUGGGGUGUCCUGGGCUGGGAGCAGUCUACCUGUGAGUAGAAAAGGUUUGGAGAGGCAUGGCAUGGGGUUUAUUGCAAGGCAUAAAACCAGGUCAGUAAUAACAAAGCAGAGAAGAUAAAAACCUCGUUUAGCUUCUAUGAUGUAAUUUUUGUCCCUGAUCCUUUGAUGUGGGAAAAUGAGAACUCAUUAAGGCAGCAAUUUAUACUGUGGUGGUGAGUGGGAGGGGAGCCAUGGGCGGGGAAAGAGCAGAGAGCAGCGAGGGAUGGGAACCAGCCCAGGUUUUACACAGAGGAGGCAGCGUCAUCACCCACUAUUUUAGAAUGUCAUCGUUCAGUAAAACAUCAGCCACAUUAGAUAUUAACGCGUAAGUUGAACACAAUAAGAGGCUGUAACUUUGUUGACUGAUGUGUUAACCAAAGGAUAAAUCAUCUUUCCCAAGAGGAAAGAGCAUAAGA